UCUAUCUUUUCUGAGAUCAACAGCUGGCCAGUGAUGGUCACUACUGAACAUCUGAAUAAUAAACCUGAUCAUCAGCAAGAAUAAUCUAAUAUAAAAAUGAUGGCCUGCUGUAUAACGCCACCAUCUCCUGCUAACGACCACGUGAGGGCGCAGUUCUGCGCAUGCGCGUUUAAGCUCCGUGCGUCAACUUGUCAGGUCCAGUGUUGUUUCAGCGGUAUUGGGGCAAACUAGCAAAUAUCAAGUAGACGCAGUAUUAAAACACGAAGUCAUGGGCAAGUCAAUUUUCUCUUUGCCAAGUCAAAAAUGUGAGAGCCAGGAGAAGCUGGCAUCCGAUGAUCAUCAUUCCCAUCAAUCAUCAGAAGAGGAGGAUAAAAAUGAUAUCUCUCAGUUCCCUUAUGUUGAGUUCACAGGAAGGGACAGUGUCACCUGUCCCACGUGUCAAGGAACAGGAAGAAUACCAAGAGAACAAGAAAAUCAGCUUGUUGCCUUGAUACCAUACAGCGACCAAAGACUGAGACCAAGACGAACUAAGCUGUAUGUUAGCUUGUCAGUGGUGUUGUGUCUCCUGCUUUCUGGCCUGGCUGUGUUUUUCCUCUUCCCCCGCACCAUUGAUGUCGCCUACGUUGGUGUGAAAUCUACAUAUGUCCAGUUUGAUACACAGCAUCGAAUCAUCUAUCUGAACAUUACAAACACUCUGAACAUUACUAAUAACAACUACUAUCCAGUACAAGUGGCAAACAUCACAGCGCAGGUGCAGUUCUAUAAAACAGUGAUCGGAAAGUCAUUUGUGAGCAAUUUGACAAGCGUGAUGCCCCUAGACAUGCAGCAGGUUGAUUUCUCCGUUUCCACAGUCAUAGCCAAUGAGAUGAGCUACAUAUAUGACUUUUGUACCAUGCAGUCCAUAAAAGUGCACAACAUUGUAGUCAUCUUGCAGAUGACCGUCACCACUGUGUACUUUGGCCACGCUGAACAGGUCUCUCAGGAGAGUUACCUUUACGUGGACUGCGGCACAAACUCCACCAGUCUCAAGGGACACAUGACAGUGAUAGAGUGACGCUUUAGAGCUUAAACCCCAGCUGGAAGAUAGCAGAGUUUUUCUGAGCAGUUUCUGGUGCUGUGCAUGCUCAUGUCAGGAAGAUGCCAAAGCCAGAAUUCUCUCCGACGUAUUUAUGAAUGACUUUUGUAGAUAGUUUAAAUUGCAGAUGAAGUUGUUCUCACUUAUGACCGCAGUGAUUUGUUGGUCCACUGUGGUUCUCACGUCGUUGCAUACCUCACUUUGCCCAGGAAGAGUUUAAGAUGGAAAAGGAACAUAACCACACAUGAGCAUUACUCGCUGUGUAUAAGUCACAUAGAGCCUGGAGAGUUUUAUGAACCACUGAUUUUUUUUUUCCGUUAUAAGCUAGAUAGAUUUUAUGUCUAGACAGAAACUUAUGAAAUCUAACCUGUUUUUUUUUUUUUUUAUAUACAUUUUGCAAAUAUUUAUUUAAUAGAUAAAUGGGAAAUUUAAAAAAGCAGUGUUCUCAAUCAUAUGGGGGGAUGUGGGGGCUCUUAGACAUGCAAACCAGAUGGAAAAAAAUAUAUAUAAAAAGUUCUGAUAAGUUGCUGUAAAUAUUAUUAAUUUAAAUGUGCAAGCUAAACUAUUAAGUGAAGCUGGGAUUUUUUUUUUUAAAUAAUCAUUAUAAAAUGAAUCGAAGAAAAUAUACAUUCACCUUGACAUAUUUGACAAAAAAGUCUCAAUUUCAAUCAACAUUUUUUAAGCAUCAUUACAUUUUUUGUCUGAUGUGAAAUUAAAAGAAUGUUCUAUUUAAAAAAAGCAGUGUUUUUAAUAUAUAUUUGACUCUUUAGUCAGUUAGUGUAUUACAGAUAAUUAUAUUUAUUUGUAUUCUAAAAUAUAGUUUGAUAAUAUUAAAAACUGUUUAAACUGUUUUUUUUUUUUCUGCCUUCUCCUCUUGUUAUGGCUAAUCAUCAUAGAUAUAGCAUUUCCCAACAUUUGAUUAAAACAGCACUACAGGUGUGAAAAGUACAUGCUAUUUUUUCUUACUGGUUGUGUCAACAGGAUAUGUUUUUGGUUUUGUUCUAGUUUGCAGAAUUAGACUGUCAUGAUAAUUAGUGCAGGAACCCACAAUAGACAGUGCAAGUAUUAAAGAGUGCAUCAGGAUCAGACUGUGCAGCAAGAUAUCACACAGUGGAGAAUAGACACUGCAUAUUAAAGCUAUUCGAGUGGAAAUGAGCUGAAGAAAGAGGCCUUAUAUUUGACUAUGUUGCAGUUUUAUGUAACACGUGUGUUUGGGUUAAUAUGGGAUCUAUUACUGAUAUUGUGAAUUUCAUUCUAGGUGGAAGUGAGAUUUCUGUGUGCAUUCUUCAUCCCUUUAUUCACUCUUGUCUUUAUCCAGCUGUAAAAAUGGAUAAUCUUGACUGUAAUUAAAUUGAAGGAUUGGGGUAGAAAA
Silurus meridionalis is the source of this 2447-nucleotide messenger RNA. It is a transcript of the gene tmem106ba, whose product is annotated as transmembrane protein 106Ba. The transcript is spliced from 8 exons. Lineage: Eukaryota; Metazoa; Chordata; Actinopteri; Siluriformes; Siluridae. The record is from RefSeq and is a predicted model, not a curated record. The coding region runs from base 269 to 1054 and encodes 261 amino acids.